Molecule: messenger RNA, 10213 nt
Organism: Anarrhichthys ocellatus (wolf-eel)
Lineage: Eukaryota; Metazoa; Chordata; Actinopteri; Perciformes; Anarhichadidae
Product: kinesin-like protein KIF13B
Exons: 38
Coding region: 3331-9336 (2001 amino acids)
Biological process (GO): microtubule-based movement
Molecular function (GO): microtubule binding; microtubule motor activity; ATP binding
Source: RefSeq, a predicted model, not a curated record
UAAAGACCAAAUGUGUGGUGGAGAUGGAGGGGAACCAGACAGUCCUGCAUCCGGCCAUCACCAACGUUGGCAAAGGAGACCCCCGCAGCAGUAUGCUUCCCCUUCGGGGCUCAACAUGAACAGGUUUAACAGGCUCGGUGCAACACACGGUGAAGCAAGUAAGCAAGUAUUUUGAACUGGAGCACAUCGGUUUCUGCAUCGAGGCAUUCCUGAUUAGUUUCCCAGUUGAUUGUAUUCUAUUAUGAGCAUGGCCUGUUUUACAGAAAAGCUUUGUUUUUUGUCGGGGGGGAGUCGGAGUCACUCGCCGGCCAAUUCCAACGAGGUUUUGCUGAGUCAGCUCACUGCCUGACAGGUUUAACUGAACUGCCGCAUGAGCUUCAGGGGGUGUUAAUAUGUAACGGCACCCUGGGUAGAUGCAACCAGGCGGGGAUACAGCGGGGGCUUGUCAGACCCUCAAGAUGGUAGAGAUUAAUAAAGCACAAACUUUAGAACCCAUCAUUAUUCAGCAGGCCUGUAAAACCAUAGUAUACUGCAUAUGUUGUAAACAGACCUUGAACUGUAGCAGAAAGUAAAACACCAACUGAGAGCCUUUCUUAUCUGAGCUUUAUUGCAAUAAGAGCCCCACUUUGAAGAGUUUUUUUAUAUAUCUGUUUAUGGCAUCACAAAUGUUUCUUGUUUUUUAUAUCCUCCAGAUUGUCGAUGUGCAGAAUUUUUUUUUUAUGUCCCGAAUCCACCCAAUAGCAUUAUCAAAGCCCUAAGGCCUGUAUGUUGUUGGUCCUAGACUUGCUGACCCUCCUCCCUGUCCUUCAGGAACUCCCAGGAGCUGCGGGGCUCUGCCAGUUAUCUCAGGACUGUCCUUGCCAGCCCAGGAGAGGACAGGACUCAGUGUUGCUCUUUCACGGCCCAGCCAAGUCUCACAUAGGGAGGCCUUGUUUCUUUACAGCCCCCAGUGUGUGUGUGGCCGUGGCUUAAUUUACAGGCUUUCUUUCUUUCUUUUUUUUAAACCCAAAAUUGAUAUUUCUGCCUGAGUGAAUACUGUGUGUUUUGAGUUAUGUUUGGUAGCACACUUCAAAAGGGGGCUUCCCUGGGGACUGGGUGCCUUGGUUUAAGUAUGAUAAGGUUUACCAUAACAAACAUAACAAUCUGUGUCUACCACAUUUUUACAUCUUUGGUGGCCAACUCAAAUAGAUUUGCCCAAACGAUGUUUUUGGUCAUCCUGAAUGUGUAAAAUCUGUUUGUAGCCCCAACCUCCUCAGUGGGCAACCACCACAAAUACAAUGUCGACUUGUAGGAUGGCCAUUAGAGAGAGUGCCAGUUUAAGACACUUGCACAUUCUCUUCCCUUUUCAUAACCAGAGGUUGCCACCUGGCUCAUCACCAGAAGUCACCCUUUCCACAUACAAGUACUCACGUGAUCUGUUGUAAAAUAUAGAGUUAUUGAUCAUAGCUGCUUUAAACACCAGUUUCAAGUAUAAACAAAUCCUAUUUUUCGUGCUGGUGUUAUGAAUGCUUCAUUGCUGAUGGACAACACCAUGAAGCUGCAGAGGAGCAUGUUUGGUAAUUCAAUUUGACGUUUGCUUGCUGGAAUGUGGUGAUGUGUUUUGCUGACUGACGCAAUGUGGAACUAUUGUUUUUCUGCACUAAAACGCAGCGCCUGUAUUUUUAAAGUGCUCCGGUAAGAACUGUUGCCUGUUGUCUCGGGGACCCUGGAAGCCUCUGAGGUUCUUUAGUGCUGCGUCACAUUCUCCACUUGAUUCACAAUGAGUCAAAGAGGAUUAGUCAACCUUGACAGACUUUUAAUCUUCGCCACCAUUAAAACACCUUUUGAUUUUGUGUUCUUGAAACUCUCCCUUCUCACUCGGGGGUCGUGUCAGGUUUUGCAGUAUUUGCUUGCUCUGCUGUUUCCUGCACUGCAGUGUUGUCCGCUGUACUUUUCUCUCCAGAAUGCAUCUGUUAAGAUGGAGCAGGUCACAGCAUGGACAUGUCGUUCAUUUGAAUGAGUUAGCCCUCAUCCGGUGGUUAGUAUUUAAGGGGAAAACAUGACUCUUUGCCUUUCCAACAACAAAUGUCCCUUCAUUCAUCUGGCUUAGGGGCCACUUGACCCCUCUGCCUGAGAGGGCCCACUUGGUAACGCAUCCGUGCAGCUAAGAACAGGUGUUUCUUUGCAUUUGUUAGGCUAUUUAUUUUUUGCCGUUCUUCGGUAGAUCAUCCGUCCGGUCCACUCUCGUGAUCACGAUACCUCGGGAACACCUGGAGGGAAUCUCUUCAAAAUGUGCACAAACUCAAGCAUGAACUGAUUUAGGUUUUGGUGAACAAAGUUCUCUGUGACCUCACUUUAAAACACGGUAUUGGCCAUAGCUCGAGAAUUCCUAUGCUUAUUAUGACCAUUUCACACAAAUGUCCAACAGGAUAAAAUGAUGCAGUGAUGACAUUUUGGAGAGACGUGGAUGUAAACUGCAACAUGACGAGUUGGUGAUUGUAGUUAUUCAUUAUCCAUGAAAAGUGCUGCCUCAUCGCAGCCCUCAGGACGUGCUGCCUCUGCAGAGUGGCAAACAGCUUUCCUCCUCUCCAAUUGCUUCAUUUAAAUGAAUUACAAGAGAAUAACCAGAGGCAGGAAACUAUUUGGAAAAAAGAUAGAUAUGAAUCUGAAAAGUAGACAUUAUAAUACCUUCGGGUUUUUUAAAGUUUAUUUUCCCAGAGGCAUCAAACAACCAACUCAAAUUAGCUGCUGACCCAAGUGGGAACCUCUGGCCUACAGGUUAGAGAAGCAGUCUUGUGAGCAAAGGGUCGACGGUCCAAGACUCCCCAGACCGGCUGGGAAGAUGUUGGUGGGAAAGAGGAGGAAGAAGAAGCGCAUACCCUUCGUUUAACUACUACCUGGGCAGCUCCCAGGUGUGACUGUGUCUAACUGUGGACUCAGCUGACUUUGCUUUGAAUGUUAAAAAGUGCCUCUUACCAGGACCCAGAAUGUCAGGUGACUGUAUGUUAUGUGUUGAAAGUGUUGCCAUGUCGUAAGUAUUUUUCACAUGUUCUUGCCAUGGCGAGGUAUCUCCUCUGGUGUGUGGAUCCACAAGCCUGGGAUAGACUGACAGUGAGACUUCAAGUAGUUUGUUAGGUUGGGUGACAUGUUCAUGUUUUAUUUAAGCACCGAUUGUCAACUGAAAUAGUUUUUUUUUCUUCUCUCUGUUACCCUUUAGAAAUCAGCCAAAGGUGAGUUUUAAACUAAACUCAUGAUGAAUAAGUUUCUAUUUUAUAUUUUUCUAUGCACAAAUGUCUUCUUUUCAUUGUAAACAUCAGGUGACUGAAUGCUCAAUCUGCCUGCUAUCCGUGCAUGAGUUGUUCUGAAUGCGUGUGUUCUCCUCAGGUGUUCGCCUACGACCACUGCUUCUGGUCCAUAGAUGAGUCUCAGAAAGACAAGUUUGCAGGUCAGGACGUCGUGUUCCAGAGCCUUGGGGAGAGUUUGCUGGACAACGCCUUCAUGGGCUACAACGCCUGCAUCUUUGCUUACGGACAGACGGGCUCUGGGAAGUCGUACACCAUGAUGGGCUCGGCGGAGCAGCCCGGUCUGAUCCCACGGCUCUGCAGCUCCCUGUUCAGCAGGACCGUGCGGGAGGCCCGGGAGGGGGAGUGCUUCACCGUGGAGGUCUCCUUCAUGGAGAUUUACAACGAGAAGGUCCGAGACCUGCUCGACCCCAAAGGAAAUCGACAAGCGCUGCGGGUGAGAGAGCACAAAGUCAUGGGGCCUUAUGUUGACGGCCUGUCUCGCCUGGCUGUGGCCUGCUACAAGGACAUAGAGUCCCUGAUGUCGGAGGGAAAUAAAUCUCGCACGGUGGCAGCCACGAAUAUGAAUGAAGAGAGCAGCAGAUCCCACGCUGUGUUCAACAUCAUCCUCACACACACACUCACAGACCUAAAGUCUGAGACGAGCGGAGAGAAGGUGAGCAAGCUGGGUCUGGUGGAUCUGGCCGGCAGCGAGCGAGCGGCGAAGACCGGAGCGGCGGGGGAACGUCUGAAAGAAGGGAGCAACAUCAAUAAGUCCCUCAGUACUCUGGGUUUAGUUAUCUCUGCCUUGGCUGACCAGGGAGCAGGGAAGUACAAGAGCAAGUUUGUUCCCUACAGAGACUCUGUGCUCACCUGGCUGCUCAAGGACAGCCUGGGAGGGAACAGCCGCACGGCCAUGGUCGCCACCAUCAGCCCCUCCGCGGACAACUACGACGAGACGCUGUCCACCCUGCGCUACGCCGACAGGGCCAAGAGCAUCGUCAACCACGCCAUCGUCAACGAGGACCCCAACGCCAGGAUCAUCCGACAGCUCCGGGAGGAAGUGGAGAAACUGAAGGAGCAGCUCACGGAGGCCGAGUCUAUGAAGGCCCCCGACCUCAAGGACAGGCUGGAGGAGUCUGAGAAACUGAUCCAAGAGAUGACCGUCACCUGGGAGGAUAAACUCACCAAGACUGAGGCGAUUGCACAGGAGCGUCAGAGGCAGCUGGAGAGUCUGGGCAUUUCCCUGCAGUCCUCUGGAAUCAGAGUGGUGGAUGACAAGUGUUUCCUGGUCAACCUUAACGCUGACCCCGCCCUCAACGAGCUGUUGGUCUACUAUCUGAAGGAGCACACGCGCGUGGGCUCGGCCGACUCUCAGGACAUCCAGCUGUGCGGGAUGGCCAUCCAAGCGGAGCACUGCGUCAUCGACAUCAGUGAGGACGACGGCGUGGUGCUCAGUCCUCACCGCAACGCUCGAACAUGUGUGAAUGGUGCUGCAGUCUCCAGUCCAGUGCAGCUUCACCACGGCGACCGCAUCCUGUGGGGAAACAACCACUUCUUCAGGAUCAACCUGCCGAGGCAUAUGGUCCACGCAGGGGGUGAGGAUGAGGAGGGCGGCGCUGCGAUGAAGACGUGUUUGAGCACAGACCGGCUGGAGGCGGACUUCGACACGGCCAGCGACGUGUCGAGCGAGCUGAGCUUCGGCUACGAGUUUGCUCAGGCCGAAGUCAUGAUGAAAGGCAUGGGCAACAACGACCCUUUGCAGUCGGUGUUGCAGACCCUGGAGAGGCAGCACGAGGAGGAGAAGCGCUGCGCCCUGGAGCGGCAGAGGCAGAUGUACGAACAGGAGCUGCAGCAGCUUCGCCAGAGGCUCACCCCGGAGAAACCCUCCCACCUCCUGGACCCAACGGGCCCGCCGAGCGGUGCGGCCGCUGCUGCUGCGGCGGCACCCAGCUCCCAAAAGCGCGUGCGCCGCUGGAGCGAGGACAGAGAGGCAAUGAUGACUCGCAGCCUGCGGCGCCUGAGGGAGCAGAUAGUUCGGGCCAACCUGCUGGCACAGGAGGCCGGCUUCAUAGCCGAGGAGCUGAGCAAGAGGACGGAGUACCUGGUCACUCUGCAGAUACCUGCUGCCAACCUGGAUGCCAACAGAAAGCGUGAUGCAGUGUUGAGUGAGCCGGCCAUCCAGGUUCGCCGUAAAGGUAAAGGGAAGCAGAUCUGGGCUCUGGAAAAGAUGGAGAACAGACUGGUGGACAUGAGGGAGCUCUACCAGGAGUGGAAGGACUUUGAUGAAGACAACCCUGUGAUGCGGUCCUAUUUCAAACGCGCCGACCCGUUCUUCGAUGAACAGGAGAACCACAGUCUGAUCGGUGUGGCCAACGUUUUCCUGGCCUGCCUGUUCCACGACGUCAAGCUGCAAUACGCUGUGCCCAUCAUCAACCAGACGGGAGAGGUGGCCGGUCGGCUCCAUGUGGAGCUGUGGCGGGGAACAGAGGGCUCCGAGGAGAAAGGUCCAGGACGGUCUGACAUCCAGCUCAGCGACACAGACGGAGACCCGCAAGAGCGCAGACUGGACUGUGUGGUGAAAAUCCUCCACGCCAACGGUCUGCCUCGCCACCUGUCCAACUUCGUCUUCUGUCAGUACCACUUCUGGGGGGAGGAGGAGUCAGUGUUCAUCGCUCCAGAGAUGCAGCCAUCCAGCUCGUCCUCCUCCAGAGACCCUCAGUGCACUGUGGUCUUCGACAGCGCCAAGGAGCUGUCGGUGCCAGUGUCCGAGGACUUUCUGGAAUAUUUGGCAGAUGGGGCAGUGGCCAUUGAAGUGUACGGCCACAAGCAGGCCAACCAUCGCAGGAACCUGGCACUGUGGGACCUGGGAGUGAUUCAGGCCAAGACCCGAACCCUCAGAGAAAGGUGGAGUGAGGUGACCCGCCACCUGGAGUUGUGGGUGCAGCUGAUGGAGCUGAACGAGGCAGGAGAGUUCACAGCUGUCGAGGUUCUUCCUGCUAAAGAUGUUCGCACGGGAGGAGUCUUCCAGCUCAGACAGGGUCAGUCCCGUCGGGUCCAGGUGGAGGUCCGUUCAGUACCAGACUCGGGCACCAUGCCCCUCAUCGCUGCCUCCAUCCUCUCUGUGUCCAUCGGAGACGUCAAGGUCCGACAGAUCUCCAAAGGCAGCGGAUCACAAUGGGCUGGGGAUGAAGAAAUGGACAGCUACCAAGAGGUAGACCUGGAGAGGAUGAGGGAACACUGGCUGCUCACGCUCAAUCAGAGACAGGAGUAUCUGGACCAGCAGCUACAGAAGAUAGUUUGCAAACCAGAUAAGUCCGAGGAUGAUGUAGAAAGGGAGUCCCAGCUGCUGGAGUGUCGCCUGACGCUAACCGAAGAACGCAACGCUGUGCUGGUGCCGUCGGCUGGCAGCGGCAUCCCCGGAGCGCCGGGGGAGAGGGUUCCUGUCCCCGGUAUGGAAACACACAUCCCCGUCCUGUUCCUGGAUCUCAGCGCUGAUGAUUUCCAGUCCAGUCUGUUGGGCCCGUUGGCAGGGGGGCUGGAUGCUCUGCUCAGUGGGGAGGAGGACGACGACUUCUUUGACCUUCAUGUUGUGAAACACUAUGAUCCAGAGGUGAAGGCGGAGGCCUCCUGGGACUCGACAGUCCACGAGUGCCCUCAGCUGAGCCGCGUGGCUUCGGCCGACCAGAGGGUCUACCUGACGGUCAGCGCGGUGGUCCAGCUGAGCCACCCGGCCCACAUGCAGCUGGUGCUCAGGAAACGCGUCUGCGUCAACGUCACCGGGAAACAGGGUUUUGCUCAGAGCCUGCUGAAGAGGAUGUCUCAGCGCAGCACCAUCCCAGGCAGCGGAGUCACCUUUGAGAUCGUCUCUAACAUCCCAGGGGACAUCCACGGUCCAGAGGACAGGGAGAUGCUGGCCAGGCUGGCUGCCAGCACCGAGGGCGACCAGUCGGCCGACAGAGAGGCGGCCAUAGAGAAAUACCUCCGCAGCGUCCUGGCUGUGGAGAACAUCCUCACUCUGGACCGACUCAGACAGGAGGUGGCUGUGAGGGAACAGCUGGCAGUCAGAGGCAAAGCUUCCAGACGCUGCCUGAGCUCUCCAAACAUCAACCGGCUGUCAGCCAGCAGUCUGGAUCUGUACUCCUCUACUCACAGGCUCAAUGACUUCAAGGGCUGGGAGAGCCACCAGGACCUUUCUUUUGUGCCUCCUUCAUCUAGACGCACACUGCCCAGCUCCAUUUCCCAGAACCUGAGCCCAGAGACAGUGCAUUCAGGCUUUGCUGCGUCUUAUCUCUCUCCAGUGAAGGCCGUACCCAAGCUGCUGAAGUCGCUGCUUCCAGGUGGGAGGGGAGAUGGUUGGGACCAGGCUGCUGUCCAUCAUCAGCAGAGUGUGCCUCGCAUCAUGGUGCAGUCGGCCAGUGUUGAAGAGGGCUUGAGCAAACAUCAGCAGCCAGUUGCCAUUGAGGAAAUCAUUCUUCCCAAUUUCCAAACCGAGAGCCCCAGAUCUAUGCCCCUCCCACCGCCAAUCAUCCCGGAGACAGAAGAGCCCGCCCUCAGCCCGGUGAGCGAGGCGUCGAGCGGAUACAUGUCGACUAGCCUGUCUACAGCCAUGCUGUCAGACGUCUACACGCUGAGCUGGGACCUGCCCGUGUCAUCCGGUAGCAGAACCAACGGCUUUGAUGUGGUGCCCAAUGAAGAGACGCAAUGUGACACUUACUCAGAGUUUAUCCAUGUGGACCAAUCGGAGCCUUGGGAGUCACUGCUGGUUUUGGACGAUGAGGCGGCUGAAGAGAGGACGGACUCGCCCGAGUCGUCCAAACCAGACGACACUCCAUCGGAUUCCAACCUGAAGAAAGAACCUCAAGAACCUGAUCAGUCUCUGUCAGCCCAGUUGAUGGAGCAAGGAGAGCCUGAUUCAGCUGCAGAAUCAGAUUUAAUAUGCCAGACCAAACAAAUGCAAGACUCAGCCAUUGACCACAUUGGAUCAGAACAAUUAGACAAUUCAGAGCCACUUAAAGAUUCAUUGUUAGUACAAGAGAAAGAAACCAAGCAGACAGAAUCUUCACAGACAGAAGAACUCGAGCUAGCUGCCACAGACGAGACCGAAGCUGAAGUGUCUGCUCAAGAGGUUCAAAGUCAGUCUGAAACAAUCGUCCCACAGCAGCCCAAACAAGACCAAACAACCCUCAACAGUGCUCAAGAUCCAGCUCCACAUCUGGUCCCAGCUGUGUCCGAGGUCCUGGCUGCGUCUGCGUCCGCGUCCGAGGUCCCAGCUGUGUCUGAGGUCUUGGUUCCAGCUCCUGCCCCAUGUGAAGAGUUGGUUCUUCUAGCUCUGUCCAAAGAACAAGCCACUUCUGAGGCCUCAAACCCAGGUGGCACCUCCAUGCUUACUUCAUCCUCAACCACAGAUGAGGUCCAACAGGAAACACCUGCCAACGUAUCAAAGAAAGCCACCUCAGCCGCAGCUCCUUCUCCGCCCAGUGUUCAGACCCUCAAACCUGAUGCCUCGGUGGCAAACCCCUUCAAGAUCCAGAAAGUCAAGUCUUCAGACCUCAAGUCCUUCCAUUGUAUUGUGGGCGUAGAGGAGGAGAAGAAGCCCGCACAGGUGGACCGGACCAGCAGCCUCAACCUCUCUGUGCCGAUGGAAAGCCUGGAAAUCAUCUCAGACUCUGAGGAAGGAGAUGCAGCUGCAGUUCUUCCCGACUGGCUGAAAGAAGGGGAGUUCGUGACUGUGGGGAACAAUAAGAGCGGCACCGUCCAGUACGUUGGACCCACGGAUUUUGCAGAAGGUACCUGGGUGGGCGUGGAACUGGAGGUACCAGCAGGAAAGAAUGACGGCUCAGUGGGAGGCAAGCACUACUUCCACUGUAACCCCGGCUACGGCGUGCUGGUGAGGCCGGACAGGGUGAGCCGGGCCGGUGGCAAGCGCCGCCGCCAACAGCAGAAACGCCGUAGUGCCAACCUGUCCGGAUCCAGCCCCAACCUGGCAGCCCUCACCGCUCUGGCCAAAGGCGAAGGUGGCGGGGCAUCGACCGGCCGACCGAAAGGAGAGAACCGCAAGUCGUGGAACACUUGAGAGGAUCACAAUCAGCUGAGUGGCUAACUGUGGCGCUCACGCAUGCAGCAGCUGGUAGACGUGAUUAUAGGGUAAGCUUUCAGAUCGACUACAGGCUUCACUGCAUCUGGUUCUUCACUGCAAGUUUGGGAGACUAAGGUUGAUCCAGUUCACACUGCUGUGAUGGGAGAGAGAACCCUCUCACCAUCACAUGUAGUACUGUAUCACACCUGAUGUACUUAGGAAUUUAAAAAUACUGUUUUAUCUAGAAAUGUAGAUGUAGAUGUUUUGUCGAUGCAAAGAACUUUUCUCAGAUUCAUUUCAAAGGACCGUCUCAAAAUCAGCACAUCUGUUCUUUUAAUGUUAUUGCGCUUGCCAGGCUAAAGAAUGUUAAACUAAUCUAAACUCCAAAGGUCUCACGACACCUUCAUGUGCUCAUACUGUAUUACACAGCUGCAUGGAUUGUAUUGACUCUUGGUAUCGGUAGUUUUAUACUUGUGCCUUGAAGUAGAACGACUACUCAGCCGACGUGCCUUAGUGAUGAACCACCAGCCUGCUGUUUAACUGGAGCUCAUUUUGGCUCUCGAAUGUGUGAUCUACUGUUUUAGAAAAAAAUGAUCUUGCACUCACUUUUCUGACAAAUUCAAACAUUUUGAAUCAACUUAUGUGUCAAGAUUGAUUGGAAGUGACUUGUUUUUAAAUGGAAUUUUUUUCAUAUUCUGUGUGCACGGGGAUACUUGAGUUAUGUUGGAAAGAAUUGGUAUUAAUUUUUGUUUGGUGAACAAGAUAUUUUAUACUAUGCCUGAAUGCUUAUUUAUUUAAAGAUGAAGACAUAUCGAUGGUGAAAAGCAAAAUCACCUUUUUAUAUUGUUGAAUAAAUUUCAUUCUGCUCUCGUCA